This is a messenger RNA of Capsicum annuum, 1209 nucleotides long. Its product is annotated as nudix hydrolase 15, mitochondrial. The transcript is spliced from 4 exons. NCBI's taxonomy places the organism in Eukaryota, Viridiplantae, Streptophyta, Magnoliopsida, Solanales, Solanaceae. The record is from RefSeq and is a predicted model, not a curated record. The coding region runs from base 83 to 856 and encodes 257 amino acids. Gene Ontology annotation, biological process: coenzyme A catabolic process. Gene Ontology annotation, molecular function: coenzyme A diphosphatase activity; acetyl-CoA hydrolase activity.
ACACUAGCAUGCUCGCACUACUAAUUUUGGUCAACGCAAAUAUUGAUCACAAACACACCUUCCAUUUCUCCUUUCUCUGCUCAUGGCAUCUAACAGAUCACAAAGCCUCAUUAAAUUUGCAGAAAACCUUCGUCUCUAUAAUCCAAAUAAUAACUCUUUUGAUGGCUCAUCAAACAAUAUCAAUACCCACAAUAUUCAAAAUCAAAGUCAAAAAAUUAAAGAAAUUGGGACAGACCAAGUAGGUAAUAAUGAAAACAAUAAUAAUAAUAAUAAUUCAACAAGAUCAAUAUCAAACAGGGCUGCAGUAUUGGUAUGUUUAUUUGAAGAUCAACAAGGCCAACUUCGUGUAAUUCUCACUAAAAGAGCUUCCACACUCUCUUUACACUCUGGUGAAGUUGCUUUGCCUGGUGGGAAAGUAGAAGAAGAUGAUGCAGAUGACAUUGAGACAGCAUUGAGGGAGGCUGAGGAGGAGAUUGGAUUAGACCGUUCACUUGUCGAUGUUGUCACUGUUCUUGAAUCCCUUCCUGCCAGGAACAGAAUUACAGUGAUUCCAGUUGUGGGCAUACUUUGGGACCGGAAUGCAUUCAACCCGGUAAUAAAUACUGCAGAAGUGGAAGCAAUAUUUGAUGCACCUCUAGAGAUGUUUCUUAAGGAUGAGAAUAGGCGAGAGAAAGAGAUUAAAUACAUGGGAGAUGAAUAUUUGAUUCACUUCUUUGAUCAUGAAACGGAGAAUGGGAAGUAUAUGAUAUGGGCUCUUACUGCUGGCAUUUUGAUUAAAACUGCAUCAAUCGUGUACCAACGGCCCCCUGAUUUUCAAGUACGAAUGCCUAGGUUUUGGAAUAGAAGUCGCCAAUGAAAGAUGUUAUUGACAAAUCUCGCAAGACUUUUGUUCUUUGAUCUCUGAACAUGAAGGAUACUUCCUUCCAAAUGAAGUAAAUCAAAUUACAACUAUGUGCCUUCAUAUGCAUCCUAUUAUAGCCAUUGCUUUCAGUGUAACAGAUCAUAGUUUAGUAGCAUGAUUGAUAUUGAAAGUAUAUUGCGUUAUUUACAUUGCUCGAACUUCAGAAAUGAUGUUGUACCUAUGUCGGAUCCUCCAAAAAAUGCACUACUUUUGGGGGAUACGACAAGCCCAUCGACAUUUGUGAAGAGUCUGAUCACUAGAGUGUGUUUAUUACUGGUUAACAGUUUUGUUGAAAUUUUGUUGUAUAA